AUGCUUCAAGGUGUUAGUGGUGUGAUCCCAUGCUGCCCCUAUGCUUCAAGAAUAUUAUCUUCACACCAUAUUCACUCACUCGCCUGCCACCUUCCCGCCACCCACUCCCGCCUUCCCGCCACCCACUCCCGCCUUCCCGCCACCCACUCCCGCCUUCCCGCCACCCACUCCCGCCUUCCCGCCACCCACUCCCGCCUUCCCGCCACCCACUCCCACCUUCCUGCUGCCCACUCCCGCCUUCCUGCUGCCCUCUCCCGCCUUCCUGCUGCCCUCUCCCGCCUUCCUGCUGCCCUCUCCCGCCUUCUCCAAUGCUCUCCCACCUUCUCCAACGCUCUUCUUCCUUCACACCUCGCAGCUACCUGGACAGCAACGCUUAUCUACCUGGAGAGCAACGAUCUCUCUGGCUCCCUCCCUCGAGGCAUCCUCUCUCUGCCCAAACUAAACCUUCUCAACCUACACGACAACAUGCUGUCCGGUCCACUGCCAACCGGCUUCAAGAACGGCACCAUCCUGUCAGCCGGCCAAUACAACCUGCACCACAACUUCUUCUACGGUCCUGCCUCUGUCACUGCCGGCGGCGUCACCUCCUGCCCUCAAGACCAGACCCGCCGAGGCAUCUUCUACCAGUCUUCCAUUGCAUACAACUGCCUCACAUACCCCACCACCUCCGCGUGCUACCAGGCCGGGAGGGUGCAGACCCAGGUUGCUGCCAGCACGUGCAAGAGGUUUUGCAACGCAGGGGAGAACCCGUGCGGGGGGCACGGGGCAUGCUGGUUUGCCAAGGGGGUGGACCCGAACUGUUUGUGUGACGCAGGGUAUGUUCAGACAGCUGACAAGCAGUCCUGCGUGAAGAAACCCAAGGGGCGGAAGAGGAAAGUGCUUUGGCAGUACCGUAGGCUGGGUGGGUGGGAGAUCGUUGGGUCGCCUGAGGACCUUCUGAUCUGGUCUGGGGGUCCUUGUGCUGUUGCUAGUUUUGAGGCGUCUUACGGUAGAUACCGUGUGUGUGUGCUGUAA
Messenger RNA from Closterium sp. NIES-65, 1014 nucleotides. Lineage: Eukaryota; Viridiplantae; Streptophyta; Zygnematophyceae; Desmidiales; Closteriaceae. The record is from the annotation of a GenBank genome assembly.